GCGCGCGGCUCCGCUCAUUCCUGCAGUGUCCCGCAGUCGGUCGGACAGUCUGUGUGAACUCGGGAGGGGAAGAGCAGCGCCGCUAAAACUCCCAGGAUUUACACUCUGCCAUUUUGAGGAAAACCGGUCGACAUCAGCGCUGCAGACGCGUCCGCUAAAACACGAGUCAUGCCCCGGAUUGGUGAACUACCUCUGUCAUUUUAGGAGAAGGCCUCUGAAGUUGGGGACUCAACAAAAAGGAAUUCUUGUUUUUGAACUGGUCUUCAAUCCCCUUCAGCCAUGUGUUCCACAAAUCACUCAAACUGGGUCACGUUUGAAGAUGACAACACACCGCUCUCAUCACCUCAGAAGCCCCUACAGUCACCAGGCGUUAUCAAAGCAUCAGUACCACGUCCCAAUGGUCUGAAAUUAGUGCUUCCUCCGAUCAGAGACACUUCCUGGAGCUUUAGUAGUUCCCUGGAAUCCCCUCAAAGCCACUCCAGUCUUGGUGGAAGUUCCUGUGUACCAUGUAACACGCCCUUUUGCACUCCUAUGAGUGGGGUUCCUAGCAGUGCGUCCCCAUUUCACCCCAACACUUGGGAAAAAAAUGACUUCUUCCGGAGUCUCUCCAGCACGUCUCCCACCUCUGCUCCCUCGCCCGCACCAGUCAGUCAAACCUCAGAUGGACCAAGCCCUUUCCCUUCAUACCGGGGGAACUCAGGACACUAUAACCCCUUCUGGGAUGGAUCUAGACACAGCGCAGAUGUGGACAGCUCCUCCUCAGACUCAGAAACUGACAACAGCCUACCCCGUUUCUUUAUUCGGACCAAAGAUGGCAGCGAGCCUCCGCAACUCCAGAGCUCUUUCUCCUAUGUUUGCAACAAGCUGGAGGGCCUACGAACAGAGACAGACCAGGAAACUGAAACAGAAAAAAAUGUGGAGAGACGACUAAGUUGCAAUAAUGAGGUGUUAAGUGAGGGUUCGUCUCAGUUCGUACCUCGGGGUCUGUUUCGUAGUCAGAAGAGAGACGGCUGGUCUGUCAUGAUUAGGAUUCCAGAAAAAAAGAACCGUAUGUCUUCUCGACAGUGGGGGCCAAUCUAUCUCCGCUUGUUGCCGGGAGGUGUGCUGCAGAUGUACUAUGAGAAAGGCCUGGAGAAGCCAUACAAAGAGUUCCAGCUCCUCCCUCAGUGUAGGAUUUCUGAUCUCAAACUGGAAACCUACGGCGAACCCCGCAAAGUUCUCACGCUCAAGGUUGAACAUUUCUCGUACUCAGAAAAGAAGCGCUUCCACCCUAAGCUAGAGGUUAGUCAUGAGGCAGAGGUAGAACAGCUGCUCAAGUUUGGCUCCACAGUACAUGACGAGAUGGAGGACCUGGUGGUCUCCAUGGAAGAGGAAAUCUUCAAGCUCUCUGUGCCCCAUCAGCAGAGGCGGCACUACGAGGAGCAGGAGCUGUCGUUGCAGAUCACUGAUCACAUCUGGGUACAACUGGAUAAGAGUGGAGGAGUCAUGGAGCGGACAGCCUUCACCCAGAUUCACUGUCUGGCUUUUCUGAACGGAGUAGGGGAUUGUUUUCUUGCCCUUAAUGAUCUCGGGCUUCUGCGCUUUGACUCCAGCUACGGGUCUGAGGAGGAACUGUGGAUGGAGAUCGCCGACUGCCAUUUUCACAAAUGUGUGAAUGACAUGGAGUUCCAGAGGUCCCGGCUGAUUAAGUUCUCACCUCCUGACGCCUGCAGGGUGGAGCUGAUGCGGUACAAGACGAUGAUUUUGGGUUGCACGGAGAUUCCCUUCUCAAUCAAAGCUGUGGUCACAGUUCAAGGUGCCUAUGUGGAGCUCCAGGCAUUUCUUAACAUGUCAGCCACCUUCCUCGCCUCCAUGGGGGUGUCUGACACGUACCCACUAUGUGAGAAUGUAGUGAUCCGUGUGCCGGUGCCGGGGGAGUGGGUAAAGGUGACGCAGACAGUGGCCUUACUUCGACAGAGGUCGCUGAAGGCCCGUAUGAACAGAAACGCCUGCUUGGGUGCUGUCGGCGCCGCGGACUCUCAGCCUGUCAUGCAGGUGACAGUCGGCACUGUCAAGUACGAGAAUGUAUAUUCGGCCGUCGUGUGGAGGAUUGACAGACUGCCUGCAAAGAAUACGGCAGUCGAUCAUCCCCAUUCUUUUUCCUGCAAGCUCGAGCUGGGAUCAGAUCAGGAGAUCCCGAGUGACUGGUACCCUUUUGUCACAAUGGAAUGUGAAAUUAUGGGCGCAGUCGUGUCACAGACCAGGGUGAAGUCACUGGGCACUACAAAUGACAUCCAGCCACAGAAACAUGUGACCAGCUGGACACGCUACCAUUGUCAGGUGGAAGUUGAGAAGAAAUGGAUUGAAACAGAAUCACAGAAGCAGUCUGGCUGUAUGACACAGUGAUAAUCACAGACACUUUGGAGAGGACAUCAUCCCUUUGGUUCAAGAUAUUUGCCAAAAUCUUACAAAUGACAAGAAAGGAUAACGAAAAAUGAACAAAAACGAGGGUGAUGAGGGACUUUCUGCGUAUAUCCGGUGUCAGAUUCAUCUAAUUACACAUAACCUGGUAGUAAUUCUUAUGGAGGUUAACCGAUUUUGUAUCCUUUAGCUGAGACUGAAUUAGUCUAGAUCUAAUAAACAAUUUAACACGGUCCUUCUGCCUAGCACUUUACAUUUAAUAGAUUUAUUAACUGUUUGACUACAGUUCAUAUGAGUUCUGUAUAUAAGCUUGCAUUUGCAUCAGCUGCACUGCCCUCCAGAAUGAUUGGCAUGCUUAAUAAGAAAUGCCUUAAGAAGUGUAUGCCGAAGGGGCUGUGUGAGAUAAACAGCUUAAGUAAUGAGCAAUAUUUUCUGUGCAGAUGUUUAAGUUCAGGCACUUUUGUUGCCCAGCAAUCAUCAAAGUUCAAAUACUUCCAGAUUAGUUUAAGUUGGAGUCCUGCACAUUUGUACUAAAUUCUACCUGUCCGUAAAAUAUAAAAACCUGGGGCUAAAGGACUACCUCGUUGAACAAAAACAUUGGUGUAAAGGUGGGUCACGUCAUGCUGAGUCCAUCAGCGCAGCACUUUGUCUGAAGUGUCGUAAUCAUAGUUAUUACAGUAAUUUGGUUGAACUCACUCAGGCCUGCCAAUUGGCAGCCAUUCUCGGCAAUGAAACACUCUGAUCAACAUGGGACAAACAGACAAAUCAUUUUUGGCCCAGUUACAGGUUAUAUAGGUACUUCAUUGAUUCAUAGUUGAGGAAACUGUCUCGUUGUGCCUAAGAGGUCUAAAGUAUACUAUGCAACAUAGGAUGCUAACAUUAUUUGUAUCUUAUUUUCCUUUUUUUCAAAUGUACUACAACUCAUUACUUGCGUUGCUUACCUCAAGCGGACAUUUGGCUUUAUACCAAGGUUGUAUUCUGGAGGACUGUAAUUUUUAUUUAAACAAAUCAAAUCCUUUAUUAUGUGAUCUUUCUGCCUCUGGGUUGUGAAUAGGUUGGAUAAAAAAAUGGAAGAAAAAUGGGGGAAAAAAAAGAAUGGUGAAGCUUCAUAGUGACCAACAAGGCCUUCAGUGAUGACUUUUCAUGUAUGAGGUACCUGGCUUAAGCUGGAUAUUAUGUACAUCAAGAGUAAAAAAUUCAAUUAAAGCUGAA
Acanthopagrus latus (yellowfin seabream) is the source of this 3612-nucleotide messenger RNA. RefSeq names its product stonin-1. Gene Ontology annotation, molecular function: clathrin-cargo adaptor activity. The record is from RefSeq and is a predicted model, not a curated record. Gene Ontology annotation, cellular component: AP-2 adaptor complex; synaptic vesicle. Bases 280 to 2385 code for a protein of 701 amino acids. The transcript has 4 exons. Gene Ontology annotation, biological process: synaptic vesicle endocytosis; clathrin-dependent endocytosis; regulation of endocytosis. Lineage: Eukaryota; Metazoa; Chordata; Actinopteri; Spariformes; Sparidae.